Molecule: messenger RNA, 1228 nt
Organism: Malaya genurostris
Lineage: Eukaryota; Metazoa; Arthropoda; Insecta; Diptera; Culicidae
Gene: Ptpa
Product: serine/threonine-protein phosphatase 2A activator
Exons: 2
Coding region: 135-1160 (341 amino acids)
Biological process (GO): mitotic spindle organization
Cellular component (GO): protein phosphatase type 2A complex; nucleus; cytoplasm
Molecular function (GO): protein tyrosine phosphatase activator activity; peptidyl-prolyl cis-trans isomerase activity
Source: RefSeq, a predicted model, not a curated record
UGUAUUUGUUUUUAUUAUGUUUUCUGACAAUGUCAUUUUAUUUUCAUAUUGCAUUACAUUACGCCGAUGAAAAAUAUUUCUGCAAAAAAGUCUGAUCCAAUACGUUUCUGUAAUAACUUACUCAUUUCAUAGAUAUGGCUACACAAGAUGGGUCGCCAAAAUAUGCCUACAGAGUUCCGGAGAAAUUGAUAAAAAAUGCAAUGGACAUGGCUAAAUGGGAGCAAUCAGAGGCCUAUUACGAUCUGCUGGGAUUCAUAAGUACAAUGUGCGUGUCACUGCAGGCCACCAAACAAAGCCAAUCGGUCGAGAUAAACCCGGUCAUUCAAAAGUUCAUUGAUGCGUUGAAGCGACUGGAACAGAUGGCCAUCGAAACUCCACCGGUAGAUCAACCGGCCAGAUUUGGAAACGUAGCAUACAAGACCUGGUUUCAGAAGAUGCAGAACGAGAGUUUAGGUCUCGUCAGUGAUGCCCUACCAGAUCAACUGAAAGAAGCUGCUCCGGAACUGAAUCUCUAUUUCGUGGAGUCGUUUGGUAACGCAACCAGAAUAGACUACGGAACCGGGCAUGAGCUUUCGUUUUUAAUGUUUUUGAUGUGCCUAUUCAAAAUUGGGGCAGUUGAAAGGAAGGAUGAGGUUGCGAUUGGCUUGCGUCUAUUCCAUCAGUAUUUGAAUUUUGUGCGGAAACUGCAGGUGACUUAUCGAAUGGAACCAGCGGGCAGCCAUGGUGUGUGGAGUCUUGACGACUUCCAGUUUGUACCGUUUAUUUGGGGAAGUGCUCAACUUGCCGUAAAUAGUCCCAUCGACCCAGCGAAAUUUGUUGAAGAUAAUACAAUCGACGAGUACAGGAAGGAGUUUCUUUUCAUUGGUUGUAUCGAUUACAUCAGACAGGUGAAAACUGGUCAUUUUGCCGAACAUUCGAACCAGUUGUGGAGUAUAAGUGCAGUGCCGUCUUGGGCAAAAAUAUCCACUGGCCUGAUUAAGAUGUACCAGAAGGAGGUUCUGUCUAAGUUUCCCGUCAUUCAGCACGUUUAUUUCGGCUCUAUUCUUACGCUGAAUCCGGUAAAACCAGGUACAAAACUACCAAAUCCUCGGUUGGGUCAGCUCCCACGGCAAAUGGCUCCUCCGGCACCGCCCAAGUUUGCAGAAGGAGAAAAUCAAUGAAAUAGUUGUAGGAUUAUAUUGUUUAUUAAACGUACUGAGGAAAUUAAUCAAUAAAAGUUUCAACGAGA